Molecule: messenger RNA, 1725 nt
Organism: Hermetia illucens (black soldier fly)
Lineage: Eukaryota; Metazoa; Arthropoda; Insecta; Diptera; Stratiomyidae
Gene: aspr
Product: delta-like protein 4
Exons: 8
Coding region: 231-1583 (450 amino acids)
Source: RefSeq, a predicted model, not a curated record
CUUGAGAUACUUUUAACUGGUGAUCAGUUAGUAAUCGAUCGAUCCAUUGUGCGGUUGUCUACCGUUGUCUCAAGAGUGUGCAAAUUUUCUUAAUAAUAUCUUCCGCUGCUGAGGUGCCGCGGAAUAUCUUUUUGCUUUUUUAUUGGAUUAAAUAUUUAGUGAACGUGCUUUUUAACGACAUCUAGGACGAAGGUUUAUAUUUCAUUGGAUUAGUCCUUCGAAUUAAUAAAAUGAUACGCUUAUCAUCGAAACAACUAUUGGCUCUGACCGUAGUAUUAUCAUCGUGCGCGCUAACAUUAGGUACGCCCUCAACCCGAUGUUAUGACUGUAGUACAGUUUACAAUCGUUUGGUCGGUGAUUACUACACGAAUACACCAACUUAUACAUAUCAAUCCCGUGUGGUUAACAGAGCUCCCGUGAUAACUUACCGGAGUGAUAUUGUUUCAGGCAGUCAAGGAUGUUUUGGAAAUCCUUGCGGAACGAACGCUGUUUGCCAGGAAGCAGCUGGCGGCCGUCCAGUGUGCUCCUGCCCACCAGGCCACAGUGGAAAUCCUUUAACUCAUUGUCACAGAGCCGAAUGUUUGGAUUCAAUCGAAUGUCGAUUUGACCAAGCUUGCAAGAAUGGACACUGUGUGAAUCCUUGCGUUGGAGCUUGUGGACCAAAUGCCAAUUGUGAGCCACGUAACCAUAUUGCUGUUUGCAGUUGCCCACGCGGCUAUGAAGGUGAUCCGUUCAACUCUUGCCGUCUAAGUGAUCCAGAGCAACAAUGCCAUCCAAGCCCCUGCGGUGUGAAUACAAAAUGUGAAGUUCUUAAUGGAGUUCCGACCUGUUCUUGUGUGACCGGAUUCAUUGGAAAUCCACUAACAGGAUGUCGACAUGAAUGCGAAAUCGAUCAAGAAUGUGGCCCACAGGAAAUGUGCCAAGGUUUCAAGUGCGUAGCAGCUUGCUCACAAUGUGGAAAGGGAGCAACUUGCAGUGGGGUAGCCAACCAUCGUGCUGUCUGUGAAUGCCCAAAGGGAUAUAUUGGCAGCCCACACACUGAAUGCCGUCCAGAAUGCUAUGGAGACGUUGACUGUCCAUCAAAUCGACCAGCAUGUUUCUAUGGUAUCUGCAAAAAUACUUGUGAAGGAGCCUGCGGUAUCGGUGCUGAUUGCCAUCUGAGAGGACUUACCCCAGUUUGCAGUUGCCCACGAGAUAUGACAGGAGAUCCAUUCAUUCGUUGCCGCCCCUUCACUGCCCAGGACUUGUGUGAACCAAACCCUUGUGGAACAAACGCCCAAUGUGUUCCAGGACACGAUAAUACCGGCAAGGAACGACCAGUAUGCACAUGCCUUCCAGGCUACACCGGAAACUCAUUAAGCCACUGCGUUCGAGGUGAAUGCCAAAGCGAUGCUGAGUGUCCAAGCAAUCGUGCCUGUAUCAACUACGAAUGCGUAAACCCAUGCAUUAAUAAAUGCGGUUCAGGAGCUACUUGUGAACCUAAAAACCAUGUUGCUGUUUGCCAAUGUCCUCAUGGAACAUCUGGAGAUGCUUUGCUUUCAUGUCGACAAUCGCGAACCUAUCCUGUUGCAAGAUAUCACUAAGUAAACUUGUUGUUUAAUAUCCAUGUCAGGAUGCCUAUGUGACGAGGAAAUAAUUAACUUGAUUGAAGGUGUUCAUGAGAUCUGCCAAUUUUUGUCUCCUAAUUGUAAUGAUUUUAAAUAUAACAAACGAGUAAUUUAUUAA